This is a messenger RNA of Paraglomus occultum, 1596 nucleotides long. NCBI's taxonomy places the organism in Eukaryota, Fungi, Glomeromycota, Glomeromycetes, Paraglomerales, Paraglomeraceae. The record is from the annotation of a GenBank genome assembly.
AUGUCUGUCUCUCUUCUUUUCAACGGUCGGUUUGACAUGCCUGUAGAAUGUCUACAAGAAAUUUUUAAAUGCCAUCAGUAUGAACCGAAUUAUCUUUAUACAUGCUUACAAGUCAGCAAGCACUGGUGUCAACAUGCUGUCACGCUUCUCUACAGAAAUCCAUUCGAUAAGAUACAUAAGCCAUCCGCCAAACUCAUCACUACGUACCUCCAAUUCCUUGAUGACAAGACUAUAUCGUCUUUCGAAAGCCGAGGGGUACGCAUUCCCUGUUAUUCAAGACCCUUUAUGAUCGACUAUCCCGUCUAUGUACACACAUUAUGUUAUAAGCAAUCCUAUGACUCGGUCAUCGACUUCCUAUCGGAACAUGAUGUCACCAAACGACAAGUAUGGGAGAAGGAGCUAUUUGCCAAAGAAAUCUUGGAUGAAAUACUCAAAAUGUUUGUAACCCGCGGUGUACACAUUGAUGAACUAACGUUGGAUACGGAAGAUUCAAAUGUAUACCCGCCAAACGUCUAUAUGCUAUUACCCAGAUUUCCCGGUGUUCCAUCUUUUAUGCGGCGCGUAAGAAAAUUCACGUGCGGAGGGAGGUUUGAGAAGGGAGAUUUAAUGUGUAGAAUGUCGACAUUCUGCAAAGACUUGCACACAUUGCAGCUCAAUUUUUAUGAUUACGAUAUGUAUGAUCCUCGAGACAGGGACAGAUCUGAGACGAAGCGUAUAGGCACGUUGAUAGAGGCACAGCUUCAUUUGCAACGGCUCAUUAUACACGGUCCGUACCGCUUCUUGAGUAAUUUAUUGCCAGCAGUAACGAGUCAAUCUAACUGUCUCAUUCAUGUUGAAUUUGUUAGAGUGGUAUUUCGAGAUUAUGUACCUCUGUUCAUUGUUGCUAUGUGUAGUAAUCUACAAACGCUCAUAAUGGAAGACUGUGAGAAUUUGAAUGACAACAUUCUUGCUCCGCUGGCAACCUCUUCGUUUACCCGACUGAAAAAAUUCGUAUUCAUCAAUCGAUAUCAAAAGGUGCUUGAUAACUUGAUUCCAGUAGUUGCGAAUACACUUGGCAGUCUGAGGGAGGUGCGAUUCAGAAGACGAUUACCUAACAGUGCGGUAAUAUGCAAUGUGCCUGAUAUUCCUCCUGCUGUUGUUGAGACCAUUGGCCGUACAAGUGUCAAGCUUAAGCAUUUUGAGGGACACGUUGAGCAAGAAACGAUGCCUGCGUUUAUGACACUGUUAAUGUCAUGUUUGACCUUGAAGAGGUUGACCAUAUCCGUUGAACAUAGAGAAUUCUUCACAACGCAUGUUCCACUGCUGUUCCCGAGAAGCCUCAGAUUUCUGACAAUAUCGUUCGCUGGGUUCUUGUCCGCGGAUGAACUCGAUGAUUUUAUGAACCAUUGUUCCGCUCCUUUGGAAACAUUACAAUUGCCGGCUUCAAGCUGUAUUGAUCGCCAUCAUUUUCACGUGAUCGUUAAGCAUGCGCGCCGAAUGGGGACUUUGCAGCGAUUGGCUCUAUCUCGACAUGCCAACGUUUCAGAAAAGGACAUUGAACAAGCUCGUGGAGUGGUUAAACACAUAAGUAUGUGUGGAGAACAGAAGGAAUGGUAA